Messenger RNA from Stylonychia lemnae, 471 nucleotides. Lineage: Eukaryota; Ciliophora; Spirotrichea; Sporadotrichida; Oxytrichidae. The record is from the annotation of a GenBank genome assembly.
AUGCAUCUUGGAUUGAUCUUUUACAUAGAUGCUGACUGCUUGAUAAUGUAAAAUCCCGAAAAUAUUUUCUUGAGAGAUACUAAAUUUGCAGCAGCACCUGAUGUUUUUCCGCCUGAUAAAUUCAAUGCUGGUGAACCAAGCAUGAAAAUAUUCACUGAUCUAAUUAGUAAAAUUUAAAUACUUUCAACUUAUGAUGGAGGAGACACUGGCUUCCUUAAUGCUUAUUUUCCAAAUUGGUUUGAAAGUGAUUCUGAGAGUAGAUUACCCUAUGGUUACAAUGCAUAAAGGACAUUAUAUUGGUUUACAAUCAAGAGAACUGAUGGUUAUUGGAAAGAAGUUGAAAAUACAAAGGAUGGUAUAAUAAUCAUACAUUACUCCUCUAGUCCGAAACCGUGGUCAUCCUAGCAAAAAGGUGAUUUAGAAUUAGAGUGGUUUAAGUAUUAUAUGGAAUCAAUGUCAAGUUUAAAAUGA